AUGUACGUAUUCGCAGCACGUCCAACAUGCAGUCAGCAGCGGCCGAGCUGUGGCUCGCAGUUCCUAUUUUGCGAUCUCAGAAAUGGCCCGGCUCACUGCGUCUCAAAAAUUAAAUUCGGCGGUCGAUGCGAUCGGUUCGACGGCGAAGAUGCAUGUUAUCUCGGAGUGUGUAGCGGCGGAUUUUGCAGGCCCGGCGCUUUCCGAUCGGUAAGUGACAAAUGCUCGUGCAAGCAUCCAAAUCAUCAUAGUCUACAGAAGAACUGA
Messenger RNA from Gongylonema pulchrum, 264 nucleotides. NCBI's taxonomy places the organism in Eukaryota, Metazoa, Nematoda, Chromadorea, Rhabditida, Gongylonematidae. The record is from the annotation of a GenBank genome assembly.